Coccidioides immitis RS is the source of this 4065-nucleotide messenger RNA. Its product is annotated as chitin synthase 4. Gene Ontology annotation, molecular function: chitin synthase activity. The transcript has 2 exons. The coding region runs from base 143 to 3868 and encodes 1241 amino acids. The record is from RefSeq and is a predicted model, not a curated record. NCBI's taxonomy places the organism in Eukaryota, Fungi, Ascomycota, Eurotiomycetes, Onygenales, Onygenaceae. Gene Ontology annotation, cellular component: cell septum; cell periphery.
CUUAGUUAGCCAUCCAGAGGUGCAUCGCAUGGCUUCGUAGCCCUAAUCUCUUUUAGAUACUCUCCUGAUAUCUCCAAGAGGACCACACCCCAAAAUUCCCUUUUGUUGAUAUCAGACAGCUCCGACUUGCGCGGUUGACACCAUGUCGCUCCCACAACGGCCUGGGAGGCAUGAACUGUCCCAACAGCCCUCCUUCCGCGAUUCCUACCACCGGCGGAGACAUGACAUCGAGUCGGGCGGAUACACCGACAGCCCCGCCAGCCCCUCCUCGCAGUCGCGCCGGAAUCAAGGCUACUUCUCCACCGGCUCCCCCUCCCCGUCCUCGCCGCAGGAAUACGACUCAAUGUCCUCCCCUCGUGGCCUGAACCGCAAGCGCAGCCUCGUCCGGCCCGAGAGGACCCGCAUGAACCGCGACCACCCAAACUACCACUACCGCCAGCACGCCCAGAACAUGCCCACCUACCCCUCCACGACCGGUAACGAACCCGUCAUGGAGGACCCCAUCGAGGCCGAGACAGUCAGCUCCGGCAGCACCGACACGAAGAGCUUGAAACGUGAAAAGGCCAGCAGCGGCGGCGGCGGUAUCCCAAGCCUCGACUACAGCCGUGGGCCACACCCUGCCGCCAGAUCCUCACGCCCCGCCGGUGGUGCCGGCGGAGGCAAGAAUAAGGACGACGUGCGCAGAAAACUGUCGCGGAAGGCGUCCAGGUCCCAUAGAGAGGAGGAGAAGAGGCGUCAGAAAGAGCUGGAUGCGAUCCGGCCGCCCAGCCUUUGGAACGUGUACUGCGCGAUGGUCACCUUCUGGUGCCCCGAUUUCCUGUUGAAGUGCUUCGGGAUGCCCGCCAAGGCGCAGAGGAGGGCCUGGCGUGAGAAGAUGGGCCUCAUCAGUCUGAUCCUCCUGAUCUGCGGCUUCGUCGGCUUCCUCACCUUUGGCUUCACCCAGGUCGUCUGCGGCAGCCCAGGCGUACGGCUCAAGGUCAACCACGUCGGUCUCGGCUACCUGAUCAUCCACGGCAAAGCGUACGACUUGGUCGAAUCGAGCCAUCCUGCCGCCAUCGGCAUUCCCGGCGGUUCAAACGUUAUCUUCGACCUGCCCGAAAAACACGGUGGCAAGGACGCGAGCUUCCUCUUCCAGAACGUCAACGGCGAGUGCAAGGGGCUCAUCACCGCUGUCGAAAAUUCCGAGAUACCGACGAAUUCCGAAAAGGAGAUGGGCUGGUAUUUCCCUUGCUCAUUGUUCAACCAGGAUGGUUCGACCAGGCCAAACUUCACCGAGCCCCGAUACACCGGAUACGCCUGCCACACCACGGGCAAAGCGAGAAGAGCCCUCUACAAUCUGAAAAGCGCUGGCGAGGUCUACUUCACCUGGGACGACGUCAAGAACAAGACCCGUAAUCUGGUGGUCUACUCCGGCAACGUUCUCGACCUAGAUCUCCUGGCGUGGUUCAAUACCAGCCAGGUCGUCUACCCGGCACGAUUCGAUGAUCUGCGCACCAACCCGGACCUCAAGGGGGUGGAUAUCACUCAUAUGUUCCAGUCGGGCGAGGAUAAGAAGAUUGCGAGAUGUCUAUCCGAGAUCGUCAAGGUGGGCUCCGUGGACACCGAAACCGUCGGCUGUAUCGCCUCCAAGGUCGUCCUGUACAUCUCGUUGGUGUUCAUCCUCUCCGUUGUUUCGGUCAAGUUCUUCCUCGCACUGGGCUUCCAAUGGUUUAUCGCAAGGCGGUUUGCAGCUCCCAAGACCGCGAUCGAUCCACAAUCGAAAGAGCGCAAGCGCCAGAUCGAAGACUGGAGUGAUGAUAUAUAUCGCCCUGGCCCACGCUUGAACGAUCCCGCCGCGCCAGGAAAGCGUGGAAGCAGCCUGUUCCCCACGACAUCCCGCUUCUCCAGCCCCUACGUCAUGGGAGCUCAAAAGCAGCGGCCCGUGCCGACGACAAUGGCAAGCCAGAACGCAGGCAGCCGCCUCAACGCGCCGUCCGCCAUGUACAAAGCCGGUCAAAAUUCCAGCCAGGCUACCCUGAGCGCCGAGCCCUUCAAUCGUCAGAGCGUCGCCGCCAGUCGGUCCAGUCUCAUGGUUCCGGAUCCUCGCUACUCUACCAUCAGCGACAUCGAGGGCCAGGGUCCCGCCGAACUUAUCCACGAGGCCGUUGUUCCCCAGCCACCCCCCGAGUGGCAACCGUUUGGCUACCCCUUGGCGCAUGCUAUCUGUCUGGUCACCGCGUACUCUGAAGGCGAGGAGGGUCUCCGUACAACCUUAGAUUCCAUCGCCAUGACGGACUAUCCGAACAGCCACAAGACGAUCAUCGUUAUCUGCGAUGGUAUGAUCAAGGGUAAAGGCGAAAGCUUGACCACUCCGGAGAUCUGUCUCGGCAUGAUGGGCGAUUACGCCGUGCUACCGGAAGAUGUCCAAGCGUUCUCGUACGUUGCCGUUGCCAGUGGAGCGAAGAGGCACAACAUGGCCAAGGUGUACGCCGGAUUCUACGAUUAUGGGGAGAAUUCCGUCGUUCCCCGCGAGAAGCAGCAGCGCGUUCCGAUGAUGGUCAUCGUGAAAUGCGGAACCCCGGACGAGGCGAAGAACAGCAAACCAGGAAACAGGGGUAAACGUGACAGCCAGAUCAUCCUGAUGUCGUUCCUUCAGAAAGUCAUGUUUGACGAGCGGAUGACCGAGCUCGAGUUCGAAAUGUUCAACGGCUUGUGGAAGAUCACAGGAAUAUCGCCGGAUUUCUACGAGAUCGUUCUGAUGGUCGACGCCGACACGAAGGUGUUCCCGGACAGCCUUACGCAUAUGAUUUCUGCGAUGGUCAGCGAUCCUGAAAUUAUGGGUCUCUGCGGCGAGACGAAGAUUGCAAAUAAAGCUCAGAGCUGGGUCACGAUGAUUCAGGUGUUUGAGUACUUCAUCUCCCAUCAUCUGUCAAAGUCUUUCGAGUCCGUCUUCGGUGGUGUUACCUGUUUGCCCGGGUGUUUCUGUAUGUAUCGCAUAAAGGCCCCCAAGGGCGGACAGAACUACUGGGUGCCAAUCCUUGCCAAUCCGGACGUGGUGGAGCACUACUCCGAGAACGUCGUCGACACCCUGCACAAAAAGAACCUGUUACUUCUUGGCGAAGAUCGAUACCUAUCCACGCUGAUGCUCAAGACUUUCCCCAAGCGCAAGCAGGUCUUCGUUCCGCAGGCCGUGUGUAAAACAACCGUGCCGGACGAGUUCAAGGUCCUUCUCUCUCAGCGUCGUCGGUGGAUCAACAGUACCGUUCACAACCUGAUGGAACUCAUUCUCGUGCGCGACCUCUGCGGUACUUUCUGCUUCAGCAUGCAGUUCGUCGUGUUCAUGGAGCUCGUCGGCACCCUGGUCCUCCCCGCCGCCAUCUCGUUCACUUUCUACGUCGUCAUCAUCUCCAUCAUCAAGAAACCCGUGCAGAUCAUUCCGCUCAUCCUUCUCGCGCUCAUUCUCGGUCUCCCCGCUGUUCUGAUCGUCGUCACGGCGCAUCGCCUGUCCUACGUCAUGUGGAUGUUUAUUUACCUGCUGUCUCUGCCGAUAUGGAACUUUGUCCUGCCCACGUACGCCUACUGGAAAUUCGACGACUUCAGCUGGGGUGAUACGCGCAAGACGGCGGGGGAGAAGACGAAGAAGGCCGGUAUCGAGUAUGAGGGGGAGUUCGACAGCAGCAAGAUCACGAUGAAACGGUGGCGUGAUUUUGAGAAAGGUAUUGUAUACGCUGUUCCUCCUUUGGUCAGGGGACAACGAAUGCUAAUCAUUUUCUUUUCUUCCCGCUUGCUAGAACGUCGCAUAAGAACUGGUGCCGGAGCGUUCUCACAAUCAACGACUAAUUUUGCGCAUUAUCCGCAUCGUAAUUCCGUGUACGAAUCCGAUUAUUAGAUUUCUGGAUUUUGGGAAAACGUUGCUGCUUUCUUUCUUUUUUUUUUUUUUUUUGUUUAAAUUUUUUGUCCAUAUACUUGGGUUGCCCUUUUCUUUUCUUUUCUUCUUUUUUAUUAUUACCCUGUCUGCCUGUGAUAGAAACAAGGCAUCAUGUUAGGAGUCAUGUCAUGUUGGCCCAGUCCUUUUCCCCAUCCCCC